AGUCUUUGACAUCGCAUACGUGCGCGUUGAUUACUUUCCUGAAAAAUAAAUGUUUUCGAAAACAUACAUGCAACUAAAAAAAUAGUAAAGAAGGUUAAAUCGUUAUUUUACUAGCUAACAGCAUAAUUUUCAAAGAAGCUGAAAAUGAUAAAUGUGAUUUGUAUAUCGUGAUAGUGCAGUUUUGGAGGUAAAAUGCCUGCUUCCAUUUGCGACCCAGUAACGAGCGCAUUGCGUUUAUCUCUAACUCAAGACGAUUCUCAAAGCUCAUCCUUGUUGGAUAGCCGUCUAUAUUCCUCGACUAAAAGUGUUCUUUUAUCUAAGAUCGACUUUGAAGAAUCUGGCGACUAUCAAAGUAACGUUCUUGAUGGACUCAAGUCUAAGUACGUGGUUAUUCGACCAAAAAAAACUAUUCAUGACCCUAAACCUUUUAAAAAAGAUAGCGCAAGCAACAGCCAAUGCUUAGAGAACAGUAAAUCUGUUGAAGAUGGUUUACCUAAGCCUAAAAGGAUUUUGUUUCCCCUUGAAAAAGUGCAAUUGGGUUGGCAGAGUCCAUGGGCAGCAGGAGCUGGAAUGCAAAAUGUGGGCAAUACCUGUUACCUGAAUUCCACCUUACAGGCACUGUUCCAUGUUCCUGCAUUAGCUAAUUGGUUGAUGUCUGAAUCAACUCAUACUGAAAAAUGUAAUCAACAAGAGGCAUGUGUAAUAUGCGGAAUGCGUGCCAGCCUGAUGGCAACACAAAAGGGUGGCGGUGCUCCCAUAAAGCCAUGGCAAGUUUAUUCCAAACUCCGCCUUAUCUGUAGACAUUUGACUCCUGGAAGGCAAGAAGAUGCACAUGAAUUUCUAAGAUACUUAGUAGAAGCAAUGGAAAAAUGCUAUUUGUUACGGUUCAUAAAUUCUGAUAAAUUGGAUCAAUAUAGUAAAGAGACCACUCCACUGAACCAGAUACUGGGUGGGUAUCUAAGAUCUACAGUACACUGCUUAUCCUGCCAUCAUUUGUCCACUACUUAUCAGCAUUUCCAGGAUUUAUUACUAGAUAUAAGGAAACAUUCAACAUUGGAUGAGGCUUUAGACUCAUUUUUUUCGAGAGAAAGGUUGGAAGACUUGGGUUAUAAAUGUGAAGCAUGUAACAAAAAGGUAUCAGCCACAAAACAGUUUUUUGUGGAGAGAGCUCCAAUGGUUUUGUGUAUUGCAUUGAAAAGAUUUUCACUGGCAGGAGGAAAACUAUCAAAACAUGUGCAGUUCAGGAAGAAAAUAAGUUUGAAUAAAUAUAUUUAUAGCAAACACUCACAUCAACAGCUGUCUUAUAAAUUAGUAAGUUUAGUAACACAUCUUGGUCCAUCACAAAAUUGCGGACACUACACUGCCAUAGGCCAAGCACCCAAUGGGAACUAUUAUCAAUUUGAUGAUAGCUGUGUGAGACCUCUUCCUUUAUCAGCAGUUUUGGGAACCAAUGCCUAUAUAAUGUUUUUUGAAAAAGAUAAUAGUAGCGAAGACAUAUGCACUUCUGUGGCUACGACUUCGGGUGUGAUUUACGGCCCGCAACUUCCAGAGAGUAUUCUCAACAGAGAAAAAAGUCCUUUAAAACUUACAUUCUACAGAAACGAUGAAAGGAAACCUAUACUUAAUAGCACUUCGACAGAAGCUCCGAAACCGAUAAUUUUAAACAGUACAUUGAGUAAUUCCGAAAACUCUUCAAAUGUCAUUAAUUCAGAACCUUGGGUUGUGAAACAAAACGGGGAAAUAGAAAAAGUCAUACAGACACCAAAAACAAUUAACGGCAUUGAUAAAGGUCAGAAAGUUGAUGAUGAAAAACGGAUCAGUUUUGUAAUUAAAAGGCAAAACAAUGAAGAUGUACAGAUAAAACCGAAAGCAUGUAAAAGCGAUUCUAAUAUGAAAUUAGUCGCAAACAAUGUAAAGGUCGCUGAUCAGCCGGUUUCCAUCAGCAAACUCUUAAAACCAUUUAAAUCUCCUCUUGAAAAAUUAGAGGAACAAAUGAACAAAAACGAUGGCGGUGAACUUAUUCAGAAAUACGAUAGCUCCAGUUCAAGGUUGGUUCCUUACGACUCCGAGUCUAGUGGCGAUGAACGCGGUGAUCGGAACGGUGACGAUCCGACCAAGAGGAUCCCUGGGAAAGAAGCAGGACGGAAACCGAAACCGAGCCGAUGCGAGUCUCCACGGCGACUCGUUGUCACCACGAAAAGCUCCUGGACGGUGUCCAGCGAGAAAAGCGGACCCCUCCUCAGUCCCAGUUUGAACGGCGACACUAAUAAAAAGGUGAAGGAAGAGCGCGGUGAGAGCUCGCAGCAGAGUCCGCACACGAGUGUGAGCAGCAUGUCUCCCCUGAGCGACCGCGGCGAGCUGAGCCCGGGCGCCGUGACGCGCGCUCUGCAGACGGCCUCGCACCGCGGGUACGGCGCGCCCGUCGCCGCCUGGUCCGGCGCACACAGCGCGCUCUCCCGCCAGGUGUUUGAAGAAAGACGCGAGGAAAGGAAGCGAGCCGCGGAGUCGAUCGACGAUAUGGAUCGCGGUCGAGUUAAGAAAGUUAAAAAUUUUCAUCACUUCAAUCGGUUCAAUAACAAUAGGAACGGCUACAAUCCCUUCCAGGAAAAACAAAACAAAUUGCAUUGGGGAGGAGGCAACUUUAAAUAUCGGAAUGAAAGACGUUCGCACCAUUUCAACAAGCAUCACAACAAUAAGUACAAGCGAUUUAAUAGGUACAGCAACGGACAUCAUUACCCGAGGCACCAUUGACCCAAGUUAUGAGUGUUGUCUUGUCACAUUUGUGUAUAUAGGUGACACAUGGACGUUUAGUUUAGUGAAAUAUUAUGAAUGCCUUUAAAUUUAUAAUUAAUGUAAUUAUGCUUCUUGUCAGAUUUUCAUAUUCCCGUUCUCGCUGAUCACAAUGUGCCGUGAAUGCAGAAUAUCUAAUGUAAACAAAUUAAUAACUCUAUUAUGUAUUAGUCUAAUGGGAAUAAGGGAAUUCUUUCGGAAAUCGAAGGCGGGCACAUUGGAUAUAAAGAACGAAAUUGAAAAAACAAUAUUUCUUAGUUUAGCGUAAUUAUAGUCUAUAAUAGAUGUUACAAUGCACGCUCACAGCUGAUGCACGGGGCACGAGGUUAACUUCUCGUGGGUCCCGGGCGCAGCGGUGCGAGACGGUACGCGGCACUUCAAAGAGAACUUUUCCGCUUAUGUUUUGGGAACCUUAUAUCCUGUAUAUAUACUAUUAAAUUAAUAUAUGUACCUACGAGUAUAUAAACAACGUUGAAAAUGAGCAUGAAGAAAUAUGAAAAGUUGGAUGUUACUUAAUUAACGCGAACGAAUUACACGUAAUGAAUUGGGUACGCUUUGCGAUGUAUCAGUUCAGCUAUUACGGUCGAAAUAUAUUUAUUUUACUAUUUAAAAGAAAAAAGAAAUAAAAAACAUUUAAACCAAUAAUUACUGCCAGUUAAGCCUUUAAUAGCAGUUAAAAAAACAUAAAACCUCUUUAAUUAAGAUUAUCAUGUAAUUGUAAUUUAUAAGUAGACUAGAUAAUAUUAAAAAAUAACAAAAACGAGUUGUUCGUGGCAUGUUCUGCUUAAAAUGCGAAACCUUUGUACAUUUAACAAAACUUCUUUAUCUAUUUUAUGGCAUACGUUCAUUAUUUGGUUUUUGUUUGGUGUCAAAAACGUUAUUCGAAGUUGUAUUAUGCAAUAAUAAGAUUUCAGUGUCAUUCACAUGUACGUAGCUAUAUAUUAUAUAUAACUUCAAAGAAUUAACUUUGCUUCAGAAUCUACAACCCCCAUACAUCAUUUCAUAGAAUGAAAGCAUUCUGAUAACUUUCCACAAAAAAUAAAGAGUAAUCAUCAAUCCAUUUAUGUCUUAUUAAAAUGACCAUAGUUUUUCCUUCUAUUAUUCUCGGUUCAUAUUAGGUCCAUAGCCGUAUAGGCGUAUUUAAAAUACUUAAUAUAGAUAAAUAUUAUUUCAAUAAUGCUCAUUUAACUGCUCGGUCAAUGAUCAAACACCACAUCGCACCUGACGAGGAUAGAACGGACAGAAAGGCACAGGCAAAGUUCUCUAUGGGGCUGUUUAAUCACAAUUUGAAAUGAUUUUCAAAAUCGCCCAACGAAUUAUUGAAUAUCGCACGGUAGUGCGCCUGACAUGCUAUUGAUUAUGACGAUUUUAUUCAAUUAAUCAAAAUCGACAUUUAUAAGUUAACUGUUUUAAAAUAUCAGCGCAUACCGUUAUCGCUGAUAAUUUGGAGAAUAUUAAAGCUGAGCUUAGAAGGGUUUUUCCUUUUCUUUAAAAUAGCUUUUUGUUCAUUUUGCGAGUAGAAAACACUAACAUUUCGAUAUAGACGGGCGCCCAUUGAUGAACUUAUUUUAGAGAAUAUCAUGUGAUUCUGUAAUCAAGGAGAUAAUGUUUGAAAUUUUAGAAGAAGCAAAUUUGUUAUGACAUUUGCUCUUAAAACCUCUAAUCACUACAGUUUGGUAUUUGGGCAUCCAGGAUAAAUAAUUUUUUUUUAACAGCUUAUUUAACGAUUUUUGGUGGAAUAAAAACGACGUGUUUCGCAAAUACAUUUUUUUAAGAAGAAACUUUCACAGUGUGAAGUUUAAUGCGUUUUCUUUUUUCAAUUGAUUUGUUAUUGUAACUUGCUCAAGAAUAGAGCACAUAAUAGUUCGGCAAAAGUUUAUAGAAAUAACUUUGGAAGUGGUAUUUUAUUUAUGUACCGACAUACAAGUAUUUUUAAAGGUUGUUAAAAUAUUCAUAUAAUGUGAUAUAGUUUUCAAGUAAUAAUUUAGUAAUAGAGAAUAUUUACAAGCCAACAUUGCAUAGAGUUAAGCUAUAGUUAUGUUAAACAGUACAGAAACAUUAUAAAGUAUAAUAAUUAUAAUAAAUGUUUUGUUCGUAACGAAAUGCGUAAGGUGAUGAAUGAGAUGUGUUAUGGUUUUGUCUAAUGAAAUAAAACCAGUUUGAGACAAGCAAAGUUUCAAAACAUCAAACAAUUAAGGAAAAAAAAAUGAUUUAAGCAUUUUCUGUUAUGCCUCGUCCUGUUUGACUUUCUUGUUUUUAGUUUUAUAGACACUUUAAUUUUUAAUGAAUCAAUAACUAAUAGCUAUAAUUUUUUUCUGCUGAUGUACAAAAAUAUCUCGGUUACUUCACGUCCACUUUUUGAAAUGUAAAAUAUAUGACAUUUUAAAGCAAUACAUGGAAUUUAUGUAAAAUAGUUAAUUUCUAAUUGGCAAUUAGAAUGUUGCCUUCAUGAAAUAUUCUUAAGUAAACAAAAGAUAAAAGUUUACUACAUCGAGUCUUGUUUUAUUUGGACAAUAAAAAUCCUCAAUAUUGACAGUGGUUACCACUCUGAUGUCAAAUAUUCUGAAUUCUUAGUUCGUCUAUAAACGAUUGAAUUUUGGCCAAUAGCAGAGUUCAUACUAGACGUGCCUGUGCCGAGAAUAGCGCGUGUACAGAGUGGCCGAACAAGCAAGAGGGGUCGUCGUACCCCCUUACGGGAGCACGGAAUCCUUUGCUCUGAUUCAACGUGAAAGAAGGACAAACAAACAUA
Molecule: messenger RNA, 5539 nt
Organism: Bombyx mandarina (wild silkworm)
Lineage: Eukaryota; Metazoa; Arthropoda; Insecta; Lepidoptera; Bombycidae
Gene: scny
Product: ubiquitin specific peptidase 36
Biological process (GO): regulation of apoptotic process; protein deubiquitination
Cellular component (GO): cytosol; nucleus
Molecular function (GO): cysteine-type deubiquitinase activity
Source: RefSeq, a predicted model, not a curated record